Messenger RNA from Sebastes umbrosus (honeycomb rockfish), 555 nucleotides. RefSeq names its product chemokine-like protein TAFA-2. The transcript has 3 exons. Lineage: Eukaryota; Metazoa; Chordata; Actinopteri; Perciformes; Sebastidae. The record is from RefSeq and is a predicted model, not a curated record. Bases 67 to 516 code for a protein of 149 amino acids. Gene Ontology annotation, molecular function: receptor ligand activity.
AGAUGUUAUGAAUUUACGAUACGAUCAUACACUUUAGGGGAAAACUAUUGACCUAAUUCUGAUUAAAUGUGCAUCAACCUCUUUGUCUGUGCAGGCAAGAUGAUGCUGAACAUAAUGGGUGGGUCAUUGCACCAGGGACUUCUGCUUCUUUGUAUAGUAGGCCUCUGCAGCCAGCUUGUGUCCACUGGCAACCAAAGCUCCCGAGGACAGACAGGGUCAUCGCAGGAGAGGACAGGGACUUGUGAAGUGGUCGCCGCUCAUCGUUGCUGCAAUAAGAACAAGAUUGAGGAACGCUCUCAAACAGUCAAGUGCUCCUGUUUCCCAGGACAGGUGGCGGGGACAACAAGGGCUCUGCCCUCUUGUGUUGAAGCCUCCAUUGUUCGUCAGAAGUGGUGGUGUAAAAUGGAGCCGUGUCUGGAGGGGGAAGAGUGCCGAGUUCUCCCUGACCUCACCGGUUGGUCAUGCAUCUCUGGAAACAAAGUAAAGACCACAAAGGUAGGGCCUGCAUUAGUCUGAGUCACAGUGGCACCAAUACUGUACAAAAGACAUAACACA